ACCCGUCAGUGUCACGGAAGUGAGAGGAAAGAGCUAGGGGAAGCGUUUCGGGAAGCGAUGGAGGCUACAGAAUGAAACCAGAGCAAAGCACACGCAAAAGGUAGUUGAACCGUGCGCGGGGGUAAACAGUUGAUGGAUCCGGUUUCGAUCCACCGUCGCAGGAGGCGUGCACGUAAAUAGAAAGCAAAUGGUUACUACAUUUAAUGGUUGUGGGCCACAAUUAAAGGGUGCAACUAAACGGAGAAGGGGUCAAACCAUAACCUACCCUUAAAGGGUCGAAAGGAGAAAAACUUGCAACUGUUAAAUGUGAUUUUCCGCCGUGAAGGAAACAGGUGCCCUUCAGUAUAGUGUUUAUCGUAGUGUUGUUAAAAGGAUUACCAAAACAAAGUUGAACACGCUGGUGCAAUUAUGCUGAAGUAGUUGAAAGAACGUGCCAUUUACGAGUACCUUUUGCAGCUGAUUGAACAUAAAAAAACCAACAGAAUUUUUAAAAAGCUGUACAAAUGGAUGGAUCACCGCCGAAAACAAACCGGAAGGUACGGUUUUCCCUGCCCGAACCAGCCGUCCCGGCCGUACCCUCGACGACGCCCGUCCAGAAGCAGCGCAUGGCCCACGGUACGAUGCAGUACGUGAACGGGACGCUCAUCAGCCAGUCGCAGCAAACCGCAGCUGCCACCGCCGCCCAGACGCGGGCCCACCAAUCGCUCCAAAUCACGCCCACACCGACGUCCGCCACCGCCAGCCUGCACGCCAGCUCGGCCGGCUUCAAGCCAAAGGAGCUGAACAACAAGAUCGUCCUCCAUCUGCGGCCCUCGGUAAGCUCGCUCGACAGUGGCAGUGAGCUGUCGUCGCCCAAGGGUUCGCCGGGCAGCUCGAACGAGGCGAAAACGGCACGCCAGAAAGCCUUCGCCCAGAAGGCCGGCAACAACAGCUCCGCGUCACUGUCCGGAGGCACCGGAGCGAGCAGGUCGCUGAAAUCCUUGCCAUCGAUCAAUCAAAAGUUCCCCAGCUCGGAGGACGUGAACAACAAUGCCGGUAGUCGGCAGCGAUCGGGCGACGAUCUUGGCGGGCUGUGGAACCACCCGACCAAGAAGCCCACCAUCAUACUGCGCACGAUCGCGAGCAGCGGAUCGCAGACGCACCCGGCGAAGGCUCCCCUAACGGCGAGGACGCGUGCGAAAUCGAUGGGCAAGCUGCCGGGCGGUGUGGCUGGACCGGCCGGGCGACAGUCAAAGUCACUCAUCUCGCCACACCUGGCACCGAUGGACGGUGCGUUGGCGAGGGGACAGGAUAGCACGACCCACGGCAAGUCGGGUGAGAUGAACGGCGGAGGUGGGGACGCAAAGGAUCGGCGGAUUGAGGAGAUCAACGUGUCUAGUAUUAUUCGACAGUCGGGACAGCCGGCUGGAAACGGGAACCAUCGUUCGAUGUACGGCAAGGGCGGACAGUUUUUGGCCGUGCCAGAGUACACCGAUCGGUACGAGGGCAUGGAGACGGCCGUUUCGGCCACGCUGAACGACGAGGAGGAGGACGAGUUUGAGGACAGUGAGCAGGACGGUAAUGGUGGUGUUGGUAGCGGGACGGGCACUGGUGACGAACGGAACGGGACGACGGCCGGCGAUCAGUCGGCGAAUGGGAACGAUUUGCUCAAGGGCGGCCUGGUGGACGAUGGCAAGUUUAGGUGUGCGCGAGAUACGAACCUGGGACGCGAUCGUAAUACGGCACAGUUUUGGGACUUUGUCGAGCGGUGGCGUACGAAUCGAGCGCUGAAGAAGCUGGAAAGUGCCAACCACGAGCCGAGCGCACCGGUCAGUACAACGGUGCUAAUGGGGCCGGACCGAGGCAAGUCGGAGACGAAAAGUCCAACACUCAGCUCGCGAAUACGCGCCCUCAGGAUGAGUCUCGAACAGGUGCCGACGGUGACGACGCUGCUGCGGGCAUCGCGCGACGCUAACGAGUAUCUGCUGAAGGAAGUGUUCCGAGACAUACUGGAGAAUGGUAUCUCAAAGGAGAAUCUCAACUCAACGGAUCGCAGCGGAAGGACGGCCAUCUCGUACAUCUGCUCGACGAACUUAACCAACUUUUUGGAGCUGUUCCUGCAACUGCCCGGCAUCGAUGUCAACAAACCGGACAACGAGGGCAACACGCCGCUGCACUUUGCUGCCCAGGCCGGCCUUUCGGACGUGGUCAACAUGCUGAUCACCAAGUGUCGCAGCCUGAUCAUCGAUCCAAAGAACAACCUCGGCUUCACGCCGCUGAUGAAGGCCGCCCUCCAGGGCAGGACGCGCUGUGCCAAGCUGCUGCUCUUUGCUGGGGCAUCGCCAGUCGAAACCGAUACCGGACGAGGAUUUAGGGCGGAACAGUGGGCACGCUUUUGCGGCAGGCACACCUGUGCCGAAACGAUAGAACAGUGCGCCCGGGCCCGACUGCUGGACAAAUCGACACCGUGCGGUCGGUGGUCGCACGACAUCAACCUACCGGUGGACAAGAAUGCGCUCAAGGCACGCAGCUGCAGCAUUACGCCACAGCCAACGCAAAAUGGCUUUCGCUCCAAGUUCCGCAAAGUAUUUCCGUUCAACUUUAACUCCUCCAAGGACACGAAGGCGGUGGUCAGCAAGGAGGGCGAAGAGAACUACACCAAGGAUCUGGUCAACUAUCUGAAGUCGGCCACACUGUGCGUGAGUGGUCCGGCACUAUCGGCCAAUCGGAAGAUCAUACAGAGCUUGAUCCGACCGUUGGAAGUACCAAAACUUGAGGUGACGUAUGCAAACAAUAAUGCACUCAUCAAAAAGUAUGAAGCAUCGCUGGAAUCCAACGGAUCGGCCGAAACGGUGCGGCGUGCUUCAGUGGAUGGCAGCACCACCGACAGCCGGAAUGGAACGCCAUCACACUCGCCGGUACCGGUCAGGGCGAAGGUACGGAACUAGACGAGCUCUCCAGACCUGUGUGUGUGUGUGUCUGCGUGUGAAACUGUACAGAAGAGAUUGAGAUAUUUAGUCUUCUAGAAUACAUGCAUAAUGCGCACGAUAUGGCGAUGAAAGCUCUCUCUUGAUGCGACAUCUCGUCCUCUCCUCAAGAGACCCACCAUCCAACGAGGAUGAUAGUUUGUAUCGAACCUCUAGGUAAAAGAUACAAUGAUUCGUAUGUGAAGUAAAUGUAACACCCACUAGCAUUUAAGUGAUCUGUCCACAGGUGCGAGGAUCAUUAGUGUAUGAAUGGAAAGUAAGAAAUUAUCUAAAAAUACAUAGCGGUAUGUUAUAUGUACGAUGUAAAAUAUAAGCUGUAUGGGGAGGAAAAUGCCCUUCAACAGUGAUAAUAAUUAGAUGCAUUAGAAUAAUCGAUCCGGAAAUAGAGCAGUGAAAUAAAGUUUAUUUUUAAAAACAA
Molecule: messenger RNA, 3384 nt
Organism: Anopheles coluzzii
Lineage: Eukaryota; Metazoa; Arthropoda; Insecta; Diptera; Culicidae
Exons: 9
Coding region: 504-2927 (807 amino acids)
Molecular function (GO): protein binding
Source: RefSeq, a predicted model, not a curated record